This is a messenger RNA of Amphiprion ocellaris (clown anemonefish), 3188 nucleotides long. It is a transcript of the gene rbm46, whose product is annotated as RNA binding motif protein 46. Gene Ontology annotation, cellular component: nucleus. NCBI's taxonomy places the organism in Eukaryota, Metazoa, Chordata, Actinopteri, Pomacentridae. The record is from RefSeq and is a predicted model, not a curated record. Gene Ontology annotation, molecular function: mRNA binding. The coding region runs from base 120 to 1802 and encodes 560 amino acids. The transcript has 11 exons.
CGGUCAUCAAGUUUGACUCCCUCUUUUCCCGGUGAAGUCGUCACCGAAGUGCAGAAGUUCGUUGGUAUUUGACGCCGUUUGUCGCCGUUUGAGGAAAAAACAUUUCGGCGGGAGGAGAAAUGGCUCUGGACCGGAGCGAUUCUGACCGGGAGUCGGUUGGAGACGUGGAUGGAGACUCGGGGGUCCAUCUCCAGGGGAGGGACGACUUCAGCGCCUCCUGUCCUAAAGAAAUGGCUCUGCUGGCUCUGAUGGAGAAGACGGGGUACAACAUGGUGCAGGAGAACGGUCAGAGGAAGUAUGGAGGACCGCCGCCAGGUUGGGAAGGCCAGCCUCCUCCUCGGGGCUGUGAGGUUUUCGUGGGGAAGAUUCCCAGAGACAUGUACGAAGACCACCUGGUCCCUCUGUUUGAGAGAGCUGGCAAGAUCUACGAGUUCAGGCUGAUGAUGGAGUUCAGCGGAGAGAACCGCGGCUACGCCUUCGUCAUGUACACUAACAGAGAAGCAGCCCAGCGGUCCAUCCAGAUGCUGGACAACUACGAGGUCCGGCCGGGGAAGUUCAUCGGCGUCUGCGUGAGUCUGGACAACUGCCGGCUCUUCGUCGGAUCCAUUCCCAAAGACAAGAAGAAGGACGAGAUCGUGGAGGAGAUGAAGAAGGUGACAGACGGCGUGACGGAUGUGAUCGUGUAUCCGAGCUCCACCGACAAGAGCCGGAAUCGAGGCUUCGCCUUCGUCGAGUACGAAUCGCACAAAGCUGCUGCCAUGGCCAGGAGGAAGCUCAUACCUGGAACCUUCCAGCUGUGGGGCCACUCUAUCCAGGUGGACUGGGCCGAACCAGAGAAAGACGUGGAUGAGGAGGUGAUGCAACGAGUCCGAGUGCUUUAUGUUCGUAACCUGAUGCUGGACACCACGGAGGAGACUCUGCGUCAGGAGUUCUCCUACUUCAAGCCGGGCUCCGUGGAGCGAGUCAAGAAGCUGACCGACUACGCCUUCAUCCACUACCGUUGCCGCAGCGACGCCGUCACCGCGCUCAGCGUCAUGAACGGCGCCCAGAUCGACGGCGCCACCGUGGAGGUGAUGCUGGCCAAGCCGGCGGGCGCCAAGGACGGAGGCGUGGCCGGGAGGAGGUACGGCGGCAGGAGGCACCUGGGGGGAGGAGGGGCAGGAGACGGGAUGUUCCUGCUGGACGGAGGAACCAGAGAAGGAUGUUCUCCUCUGAGGCCCGUCGGACCGCCGCCUCGCCUGGGCAGCCCCUUCUACACAACAGAAGAGCUGGACAGAUGUGUGUUGCCCCUGAUGCCUGGGACUCCUCUGUCUCCCACCACCCUGCUGUCGCUCAAACAGAGUCAGAUCGGUUCCGCCGUCAGCCUGCUGGAGUUCUACUGCCGCAAACAUUACUGGUCACCGCCCGAGUACCACCUGUACGCCACACCUGGACUGGACGGGAAGCUGCUGCUGGUCUACAAGGUGGUGAUGCCGUCCACACGGAGCACCUGGAUGCCCGACAAGCUGUGUGUGCUGCUGGACGACGCCAAGGAGCUGGCUGCCCAGACCGCCCUCUGGAACCUGGACUCGUCCUUCCUGAGUGCAGCUUCCUGUGAAUCUCCCAGCAGCCCUUCCUCUCCUCUGGGCAUGUCUCCGCCGCCGGUCACCAGUCCAGGAGUUCUGACCUGUGGAGGCCGAGCCUUCGCCUCCUGCCUCACCUCUCCUCCUCCUCCAGCUCCGUCUCCAUUCCCCACCCCCUCGCUGCCCACCUCCUCCCAGAUCCAGAGGCUCUACAUCAGCCCGCCGUCGCCUUUUUACUGACGCCGGUGCCGUUGGAGGUCCUGGAGAGUCAGCAGAACUCUGAGGAGGAGGAAGAGCAGGCAGGACCGUCUUUAUUAUUACUAAAUGUUCGCUAUCGCAGUGUUUCUGUAACCCUGGUUUGUGUUUUUAUCUUGGGUUCGAGGUGAGGGAGGAAGAGCGGGACGGUGUUUAACUUCUUCUUCUCCUCUAUCGCCUCCGAUAAACAGAAAAAGAACAAACAGGAGACGACUGUUAAAUGUCACGGCUAACUCCUCGUGUUUUUGUCCCCGUUUGGUUUCAGCUUUCAGGCCGAACAGUUUCUUCCUCUCCUCGGUGAUACUUGAGGUUUGUAAAGGUGUGCAGAGCUACAAUAAGAGCAGAUUUUCCACCACGUUAGAGCCUCUUUUACAUUCCUUUCAUCCCGCCGCUACGACGCUCACCUCUGCAGAAAACGGUUCAUUUAUCUUCUGCAGCCGCUGAUUUAUUUCACCUGAGUCCACCGAGGCACUUUAUGCUCCUCCUGUUGUUGUCUUUUCUCCUUUUUCAUUGAUUGAAACCAGAAACUACCAACUUCAUGUCUCGUUUCUGAAGAUUUGUACAUCUUCAGUCAGUUUCUCGCUACUUUGUAGCUGCUCAGCGUUCAAACACCUUAAAAUCUUUAUUUUACAGCUGUAAUUUACUAACAUUUCACUGUAUAGCAGCUUAAUUCCAACCUGAGUAAAUAUUCUUUCAUUAUUCUGAUAUUUUUGGAAGCUUUUUGCUCCAUAUUGCUGUAAUACUCUUUCAUAGAACAUUGUUUUCUAAAUAUGCAAUUUUUUUUCCAGGAGAAAAAACUACAGAAACUAAAAUGCUUGACUAUUUGAUUUUAAUUAUUUUUGUGGAUUUUUAAGGCAGUUUGGAGCAAAAACAAUUCAAAAAUGUCGAGAAAGAACAGAUUUUAACCAAAUUUAGUCAGUGUCUCACAGUUUUAUACAAUAUUUGUUGCUGUAAAGUGUAAAAAACGGUAAAAUGUUUAUUUUACAGCUGUGAUUUACUAAUUUUUCACUUUUUAGUCGCUUAAUUUCAAUCUGAGUAAAUAUUCCUUCAUUAUUUUUAUAUUUUAAUAAUUUUUUUGCUUCAUAUUGUUUAAAUUCUGAGCUCUCUUUUACAUUUUUCUUCUAUAAAUAUGCAAAAAUUUCAAAUAUGUUUGUGUUUUCAGGAACCAUUUAGACUAAAACUCGAUUAAUUAAUUUUAAAUGAUUAAUUACUUGUUUUUGAGGAUUUUUAAGGCAAUUAGAAGCAAAAAAACUAUUAAAAAUGAAAAAGAGAAAAAGCAGAUUUAACCACAUUCAGUUUCUGACAGUUUUAUACAGUAUUUGUAGCUGCAAAGUGUAGAAAACACAUUAAAGCAUUUAUAAUUUACUCAUA